Messenger RNA from Callorhinchus milii (elephant shark), 2323 nucleotides. It is a transcript of the gene bco2b, whose product is annotated as beta-carotene oxygenase 2b. The record is from RefSeq and is a predicted model, not a curated record. Bases 84 to 1493 code for a protein of 469 amino acids. NCBI's taxonomy places the organism in Eukaryota, Metazoa, Chordata, Chondrichthyes, Chimaeriformes, Callorhinchidae. Gene Ontology annotation, molecular function: beta-carotene 15,15'-dioxygenase activity; carotenoid dioxygenase activity. The transcript is spliced from 11 exons. Gene Ontology annotation, biological process: carotene catabolic process; retinal metabolic process. Gene Ontology annotation, cellular component: mitochondrion.
AACUGGUUAAGAGGCAACUUCCUGAGAAACGGUCCUGGAAAAUUUGAGUUUGGAAAUGAAAGUACAACCACUGGUUUGAUGGCAUGGCGCUCAUGCACCAGUUCAGAAUUGCCGAGGGCAGCGUCACCUACAUGAGCAAGUUCCUCCGCAGCGAAUCGUACAAGACCAACAGCGCCUACAACCGCAUCAUGGUGUCAGAGUUUGGAACGCUUGCCAUGCCAGACCCCUGCAAGAGCAUCUUCGAACGCUUUAUGAGUCGAUUUGAAAUGUUAAAACCGACUGACAACGACAAUGUGAACUUUGUCCUGUACAAAGGUGACUACUAUGUGAGCACUGAGACUAAUUUCAUGCAUAAAGUCAACCCGAAUACCCUUGAAACAGGAGAGAAGGUUGACUGGAGCAAAUACAUUGCAGUAAAUGGAGCAACAGCCCAUCCACAUUAUGACCCUGAUGGAACUAGCUACAACAUGGGCAAUUCAUACGGCAAAAAUGGUACGAUGUACAACAUUAUCGAGGUUCCUGUGCAGAAGUCAGAAGAUGAGGACAAACUCGAGGGGGCCAGAAUUGUGUGUAGUAUCCCACCACAGGAUAAGAUGCGACCUUCCUAUUACCACAGCUUCGGAAUGUCCAAAAACUACAUCAUCUUCAUUGAGCAACCGUUGAAGAUUAAUAUCAUGAAAAUUCUCACAGCCAAGUUAAGAGGAAAAAGCUUGAGCUCGGCGCUCACUUGGGAACCAGAGACCAACACCGUUAUCCACGUGGCUCAUAAACACACGGGGCAGAUACUUCCUGUGAAAUAUUACUCCAAACCGCUUACAACUUUCCACCAGAUCAACGCCUUUGAAGACAAUGGAUUUAUUGUCUUCGAUCUUUGCAGUUUCGACGACGGAAAUAUUGUGCACACUUUAACUAUGCAAAACCUGCACAAAUCUGGAGAGGCACUGGACGAGCUGUACAACACAAUUCCCAAGCCAACCCCGAUCAGGUUUGUUUUACCGUUGAGCAUCAAAUCAGACACACCGAUUGAGCAGAACCUGAACACUUUGCCUUACAGCACUGCCGUUGCAAUCAGAAAAGCUGAUGGAAAAAUCUGGUGCAAGUCCGAGAACCUAUACGAUGCUGAUAUGAUGCAUGAAGUCAACCUGGAGUUCCCACAGAUUAACUACAAAUCGUACAACACAAAAAAAUACACUUUCCUCUAUGGCUGCGGACUAAGCAGUUUGAUUCCGACUUCUCUCCUAAAGCUGGAUGUCAACACAAAGGAACUGAAGGUGUGGAAGGAGGAAGGCUACUACCCCUCAGAGCCUAUCUUUGUUCCGUCUCCUCAAGGCACCGAAGAAGAUGACGGGGUGAUCUUAUCCACAGUGCUUUCACCUAACCAGGACAAGAACUUCCUGCUUGUGCUGGACGCAAAGAGCUUCACUGAGGUUAGCAGGGCCGAGGUACCCAUCCAGAUUCCCUUCGGAUUUCAUGGAGUCUUCACCCAGCGCUAGAGCCAAUCGAGGCGCUCUGCUUAUGCCUGGAUCUCACAACGUUUCAAUUACAACUCAACUAACGUUUCUGCCUGUACUGAGGGAAAUGACAAGAUCAAAUCCGUACAGUUAACCUUACUCUAUCAUGAUUCAUUAUUCAGGUUGUGUGUUAAGUGUAAAUGUCGAACUACAUCUAGGCUUUUGGAUGACCCAAGAACCAAAUGAUGGUGUUCGCAAGCUGGUAAGAGGGUCUAGGGGAGAGAUCCAUAAGCAGCAAUCACCGUCAGUUGAGUAAUGAUCCCAGUUAUUAAUUGCUUAUUAACGCUUGUGCAGAAAUAUACCAGUCUUCAAAUAGGUAAUUAAAGACCACGCUUUAUAUUCAGUUGCUUUAUAUGGCCAUUGGCUACAGGGCAUACAUACUUAAUAGGUUUAGCAAAACGAAGUAACUAGAGCUUGAUAAUGAGUUUGCCAUCAAUAUGAGAGCCAUGGCUGACGUUCCAGUGAAGUGCUGAGGGGGAGCGAAGCAUUGUCGGAGGUGCCAUCCUUUAGGACCAGACGUUAAACCGAGAUCCCUUCUGCGCCUGUUCAGGUGGACGUUAAAGAUCCCGAAUCAAAGAGAGAAAGGAGUGUCUGACUGGCCAAUAGUCCUCAUUAUAUUUGUCUGCGUAUCGUGAUUGUGGGCAAAGUGCCUACAAUACACAGUCACUACAUUUGACAGCAGUUGGCUGUCAAGGUUUUUGCUGUAUAAUAAUUUGAGAUAAUCAUUCCAUUAUUUCUACCUUUUAUACAAUAUUUGUAUCUUGUCAGUUAAAAUGUCACACUGUUUGUAAAUAAAAGCUGUAUAAAAUACC